Molecule: messenger RNA, 2510 nt
Organism: Strongylocentrotus purpuratus (purple sea urchin)
Lineage: Eukaryota; Metazoa; Echinodermata; Echinoidea; Camarodonta; Strongylocentrotidae
Product: regucalcin
Exons: 7
Coding region: 137-1030 (297 amino acids)
Biological process (GO): L-ascorbic acid biosynthetic process
Molecular function (GO): calcium ion binding; gluconolactonase activity; enzyme regulator activity
Source: RefSeq, a predicted model, not a curated record
UAAACCCCUCUGUCGCAGGAGCGAAUCCACACUCACAGCAGUUGUUAUUGCCCGGGGAAAACGUCGUCUGCUAGAGAGCUCAUCGUCUGCCCCUUUUAAGCUCCAUUUUGGGAAACCGAGAUCUUACACUCUCAUCAUGACUGUCGAGGUGUACCUCAAGGAUAUGGGCUAUCUCCUGGAAGGCCCUCACUGGGAUGACGUCAACAAUAAACUCUAUUACGUCGACAUCUUCGGCAACGCCAUCCAUCGCUAUGAUGUCGCCUCCCAGAAGGACGAGAAGGUCGAUAUUGGCGAGAGCGUAGGAGCCUCCGUCCCGACCCGCAGCGGCAAGACUCUGGUCGCUGCUAAGCAUAAGAUGGGCUAUGUGGACUGGAGAACGGGGAACUUCGAGACGGUAGCCAUGGUCGACAAGGACAAGCCGACGACGAGAUUCAACGACGGCAAGUGCGACCCCGCCGGUAGAUUGUGGGCAGGUACAAUGGGCGCUGAGGAAGUACUGGCUGGUGUCGAGAAAGGAAAGGGUUCUCUUUUUUGUCUACACACUAACAUGAAGGUCACCAAACAUGUCGAUGAUGUGGAUAUAUCUAACGGCAUGGCCUGGACGUCUGAUCUUAAAACCCUGUAUUACAUAGAUACUCUCAGACAUGGCGUCGAUGCUUUCGACUAUAACCACGAAACCGCCGAACUUGCUAACCGCCGUCAAGUUGUGAAGGUUCCUGACGAAGAGGGCCUCCCAGAUGGUAUGUGUAUUGACAGUGAGGGUAUGCUGUGGGUUGCACUGUUCAAUGGCGACGUCAUCAACAGAUACAACCCCAAAACAGGAGAAAAGUUGCAAACCAUCCGCUUCCCGACCACCAACAUCACCAGCUGCUGUUGGGGAGGACCAAACUUUGAUGAGCUCUACGUGACCAGCGCUAAACAUUUCCUCACUGAAGAACAAAAGAGAACACAGCCAUUGGCUGGAUCCAUCUUCCGGGUCACCGGCCUCGGGGUCAAAGGGGUCAAAUGUGAACCUUUCAAUGAUAGUUAGACACUUUGCUGCAUUUUGUUUUUCUUUAGAGGUUACUUUUACUUUAUCACUUUUCCCCUAAAAUUCCUUAACUCCUAAUUAUAUUAGGAUAUAUUUGUUUAUGGUGGUAUAAAUAUUUUUUUUUGCUUGUCAAAGAUAGCUAAUGAUGGGCGUUGCUAAUUCUUAUUUUGUUUUAUCAUUAUAUAGUCAUUUAUGUUUUUUCUGUUCAUAAAACUUGUUUCUAAAAUAUUUAUAAUCUACACUGAUUUAAAUUUGUUUUGAUCAAUUUGAAUAAUGCAAAGUAUUCUAGCAAGUUGAUGAACGAUCCGUCAUUAUUUUGUCUUUUUUUUCCCACUCGAUUUGUAAAUCCCGUUGUGCACGAUGCGUCAUACUAGGGACUUUUAGAUUUGCACAACGACAACGUGGAUUGCUACGAUCGACUUCCUUUUAAUUCACUGCCUGGAAUGGACGUCACACGUAUCAGUCCACGCAAAUCUAAAAGUCCCUAUUGGUGACGGAGGACUGCGUAAGUCACUGAUGUGGCCUUUUCGGACACGCCAUGCAUGUGUGCGUGAUACCAAACAAGUUCAACCAUUGCUUCAAGUUACUGAUGAAUGGGCUCAUUGUUUUUACAGGCGUGAUUAGCGCAUGUAAUCACGAUCCAAAUUACGCCUCAUGCCCAUCGGAAAAACCAUUAAUGAUUGGUUUGCGUGGUAUCUCAUCUCACUGGUGCAACUUCUUGAAGCUACACUGCACUACUUAUGGCUACUUGCGCCCUCUAUAUCAAACAAUGCCUAAUCGGUGACUAUUGGUAUCCCAUGGUCGCCUUUUUCUUAUGUCAGUUGCGAGCUGAUUUGAUGAGAUAACCACCUGUCAGUUACUAUGCAGGGAGGUCUAAUUCCUCCCGGCCAAAUAGUACAGAUGGGCUUAAGGCUUCGUAUUUUCACACUCUUUCUCGGAUACCAAUUACAUAAACGGAGUAGCUAUGGGUGGGGUACGAGGGGAAACUGCCCCCCAACCAGGAAAAAUGGGAAGGUAAGGGCGUGAAAGACGCAGGAAAGGGGUGAAAAGGAACCUACCAGCCACUUUCUGCUCGGCUCUGUCGCUUUGUUCCAUUGCAAUCCAUCGACAUGGUGGGACCAGCGCCUAUUUCCAUUGAUGGCCAUUGUCCCUUAAAUGCCUCGACACAUGAUACGCCUCUUUCCAAUGAAAUACAUGUUAGCCAAUUGAAAUCUAUUUUUGAUAUAUUACGCAUUAAAUGAAAAAAGCAUACAGUAGUUGAAUUGAAAAUGUUAAUUAGUAUAAAUAGUUGUUAACAUAUUUUGAUUGUGGUUUUAUUGUCUAACUAAAUGUUACAUCGCAAUUAUCGCGAAUGCCCAAAAUCUUACCGAUUGCCUUAUAUUAUCAGAGACUAAAGUUAUAUACAUAGUAUGGAGCAUAUUGUCAUUAAUAAAUGUCAUAUACAAUGGAUUAAUGAAUAUUAAAGUGUGUUUAAAAAGGA